GGCAAAGAUGUCGUGUUUACUGUUCUAUAGUCCAUGUAUCGACUGUACUCGCUCUUCAAUCCGGCGUGGGUCCAUCCGAUCUCUAGCUUGCCCGGUAUCUUCCCCGUGGUAACCCAGCCCUGUUCACUGAUAUGUACAUUUCUUUGUCCCUCAUGGUCGCUUUCGUAGGCAGCGCGGAAACUAGACCUAUCGAGAGGUAUAUAGAAGUUAGUAAGGUUUAUCAAGCCCAAUACACCACUCAAAUGACCUUGUGGGAUGGAACGUGGCAUCUGAAUCUGCUUAAUUGUUUAUCUUAUAUGGUCAAUGCUCAUGAGAGUUGGUCACAUGGAGGGUUUUCUUCAUUCGCCGCGGACAAGUUAACAAGACUUGGGAAGGACUAACUUACUACGUACACGACACAUCAAGCGCUCAUCCUGUCGGAGGAGCUCGAGUGAGGAAACUAUGUAUGUACAUGCAUACCAGUCGCUGAUGGGGGAAUUCCUCCCCUUUUGUAUGACGGGGAAUUAUUCCAAACAAACCCCGCAUUCUGACGGUCAAAUCAUAUAAGGUUAUUGCUGACAAAAGAUGUCUUACGUUGCUUGUCUUACAACUUGAAGUCCGCAGAAGGAAAAUUGUCCUUUGAUUGGCCUUGAAUUAUUGAUGGGGGGAGCACGGGGAUGGCGUGCUCUCUCUCUUUUCUCUCAUUC
This is a messenger RNA of Aspergillus caelatus, 686 nucleotides long. RefSeq lists its product as uncharacterized. NCBI's taxonomy places the organism in Eukaryota, Fungi, Ascomycota, Eurotiomycetes, Eurotiales, Aspergillaceae. The record is from RefSeq and is a predicted model, not a curated record. Bases 132 to 380 code for a protein of 82 amino acids. The transcript has a single exon.